Cetraspora pellucida is the source of this 891-nucleotide messenger RNA. The record is from the annotation of a GenBank genome assembly. NCBI's taxonomy places the organism in Eukaryota, Fungi, Glomeromycota, Glomeromycetes, Diversisporales, Gigasporaceae.
AUGUCAACUGUAUCAGGAAAAAAUUUACCAACACAAUGCAUUCAUACCUUUGAUUUGCAUGAGGGGCCUGUUCACAUUGCACGUUAUAACUCAAGUGGCGAGUACCUUCUCAGUGGAGGACAAGACAAAAAUGUGUGCUUAUGGAAUCCAGAGACCGGCUUACGUAUUAAAACAUAUACCGGGCAUGGAAAAGAAGUAUUAGAUAUCAGAGAUCGUCAAGUCUAUUACUGGGAUGUUUCCACUGGAAGAACGAUCAGACGUUUUGAGGGCCACAAUCAACGCGUGAACACCGUUGAUUUUAAUGCGGAGGGGACAGUAAUUGCCAGCGGUUCAUAUGACACAACUAUACGAUUGUGGGACUGUAGGUCACAAAGUCGUAUGCCAAUCCAGAUUUUAGAAGAAGCAAAAGAUAGUAUUACAUCUCUACAGAUCUCUCAAUAUGAAAUUGUAUCUGGAUGUACUGAUGGAAAUAUACGAACGCACGACGUUCGAAUGGGUACCCUUCUGACUGACUUAAUUUCACAUCCGGUGACAUCAGUAUCUGUGUCCAAUGACUUUAAUUGUAUACUUGCAAGUAGUUUGGACAAUGUUAUUAGAUUAAUGGACAGAGAAAAUGGCGGAAUGUUGAACUCCUUUAAGGGGCAUAUUAAUUCAUCAUACAAGAUUCAUUCUUGUCUAUCUAAGGAUGAUGCGUAUGUUAUCAGUGGAUCAGAAAAUGGUGCUAUAUACAUUUGGGAUUUACUGGAGGGAAAGGUAUUGACUACAUUAAGUAACGCUCAUUCGGGAGUUGUUACAUGCGUAAAAUAUCAUCCUCGCAUAGAUGCAAUGAUAUCUACAAGCAUUGAUGGGACAAUAAAACUGUGGAAGCCAGCAAAUGAAGUAUCGCAGUAG